CGCCGAGCGCAGUUCGCCGCCUUCCGAAGCAGCGGGUGACGCAGCGACCGGCGUCAAGUUGAUUCGUGACAUCAUCGCAGAUCACCGCCGUCCAUGAUAUAUCCGCGACCUGCUGCGCCACGGGCGCGCGCUUCUGCUGACAGCACUUUUCACCCUUCCUCCGAUCGUGGUUCGUUCGUGGCUCCCUUCUCCGACUUUCAUCUCCCCGUCUCGCUACCCUAUCUCUCCCGCUCGUGGCCUAGUCUCCCCCGCCACCGACAGCCAGCCAGCUAGCACGCUAUGGCCGACACUACCACUACUACCGACGCCGCCCCACAUGUGCACCGGCACCACUGGUAUUACGUCUGGUUCCCCCUCGUCGCCGCCUUCGCCUGGUUCGCGACGCUGUGGGCGCUGUUGAUCACGUGGCUCGCCUCCGGCCGGCCUCACUACGUCUCGCAGGACGGCACGAUCGCGUACAUCUCCGACGUCGGCGCGGACAUCCUCAAGCCGCUCUUUGUCACUGGAUGCUGCUUUACGGGCAUCGGCUUCGUGCUCUCGCUCGCCGCCGAGCGCUGGCUGCGGCACUCGGGGCGCCUCGCGCCGACCAUGCGCAAGCGCGAGAGGGUGUUCUCCAUCCUCGCCAUCCUGGGGAGCGCGAUCGGAGGUGCGGGGUUGAUACUGUUGAGCAUCUUCGACACGAAGCGGCACACGACCUUGCAUCGGGUGUUCUUGCUUGUGUUCAUCGUGGGCGUUGCCCUCAGCGCGAUCUUCACUAUAGUAGAGUUCCGAUGGCUCUCCAAAGACCUUCCCUACCUCCAAAAGCUCAAGACAUCCUACAUCGUUAAGGCAAUCAUCACAAGUACCCUCAUCGUGCUUGCCAUCGCCUUCGGCAUCACGAUGUACUGGUCGAAUGAUGUGGGAGCCAUCCUUGAGUGGACGAUAUCCUUUCUCUACACAUUCUACCUCCUCACCUUCUUCUUCGACCUCCGCGCGAGCCGGCACGUGGGGAAGGGAGAGCUGCUGUACUUGAAGCAACGCGCCGAAACCGGACUCUCGCACGCCGUACAUGCGCGCGUCGUAUAGAAGGCGUGGCGUACUAUCGACCGCUGGCACUAGAUAGGCAUGAGAUGACGAGAUUCGAGCCUCUUAUACUGUAUCAUAUUCUACCCUUUUUAUAAGGCGUACCCACACUACAACACACC
Messenger RNA from Schizophyllum commune H4-8, 1184 nucleotides. RefSeq lists its product as uncharacterized. Gene Ontology annotation, cellular component: plasma membrane. Lineage: Eukaryota; Fungi; Basidiomycota; Agaricomycetes; Agaricales; Schizophyllaceae. The transcript is spliced from 8 exons. The coding region runs from base 280 to 1065 and encodes 261 amino acids. The record is from RefSeq and is a predicted model, not a curated record.